Peromyscus eremicus (cactus mouse) is the source of this 2549-nucleotide messenger RNA. RefSeq names its product P2Y receptor family member 10 (gene P2ry10). Gene Ontology annotation, biological process: phospholipase C-activating G protein-coupled receptor signaling pathway; positive regulation of Rho protein signal transduction. The transcript has a single exon. The coding region runs from base 60 to 1046 and encodes 328 amino acids. Gene Ontology annotation, cellular component: membrane. Gene Ontology annotation, molecular function: G protein-coupled receptor activity. NCBI's taxonomy places the organism in Eukaryota, Metazoa, Chordata, Mammalia, Rodentia, Cricetidae. The record is from RefSeq and is a predicted model, not a curated record.
GUUUUGACAGGAACCAUAAUUCCACAAUUUACCUUGAUGACCAUAUUGAGAUAUUCAAGAUGGGCAGCAAUAGUACCGGCACUGCUGAGAGUAAUUGCAAUGUUACACAUCCGACAUUUCAGUACUCUCUGUAUGCAACCACCUAUAUCUUCAUAUUCAUCCCUGGUAUCUUGGCUAACAGUGCAGCCCUGUGGAUUCUGUGCCGCUUCAUCAGCAAGAAGAAUAAGGCCAUCAUUUUCAUGAUCAACCUCUCAGUGGCGGAUCUCGCUCACGUCCUGUCCUUACCUCUCCGGAUUUACUAUUACAUCAACCAUCACUGGCCCUUCCAGAGGGCCCUUUGCCUGCUCUGCUUCUAUCUGAAAUAUCUCAACAUGUAUGCCAGCAUUUUUUUCUUGACAUGCAUCAGCCUUCAGCGGUGCUUCUUUCUCCUGAAGCCAUUCAGAGCCAGAAACUGGAAGCGUAGGUACGACAUGGGCAUCAGUGCUGCCGUCUGGGUCAUUGUGGGGACUGCCUGUUUGCCAUUUCCCAUCCUGAGAAGUGCUGGCUUAGCCAACAACAGUGAAUCCUGCUUUGCUGAUCUUGGGUACAAACAGAUGAACGCAGUGGUUAUGGUCACCAUGGUUACAAUUGCAGAGCUGGCUGGAUUUGUGAUUCCAGUGAUCACCAUCGCAUGCUGUACCUGGAAAACAACUAUAUCCUUGAAACAGCCACCGAUUGCUUUUCAAGGGAUUAGUGAGAGGAAGAAAGCACUGCGGAUGGUUUUCAUGUGUGCUGCUGUCUUUGUUAUUUGCUUCACUCCUUAUCACAUUAACUUCAUUUUUUACACCAUGGUAAAGGAAAGCAUCAUUACUAGUUGUCCCAUUGUCAAAAGUACACUGUACUUCCAUCCUUUUUGCUUGUGCCUUGCAAGUCUCUGCUGCCUUUUGGACCCAAUUCUUUAUUAUUUCAUGGCUUCCGAGUUUCGUGACCAACUAUCGCGCCAUAGCAGCUCCGUUACCCGUUCUCGUCUCAUGAGCAAGGAGAGUGGCUCAUCCAUGGUUAGUUAAAAUGAAAUAAUUCUUCAGUUAUUAUUAUCUUUACCUUUGCUGUUUGAACUGUUCCAAAGGUAGGAAUUGCCUGGCAAAAAAAUUUCUUUAAUUGAACAUUGGAAAUAGCAGAAAUAAAUUUUAUUGUGUGAUGGUUGUAGUCUCAGGAUUGUGCCUCCACAGAUGAUGGAGGUACAACGUGAAAAAAUGUGGGAGAAGAAAUGAAAAGGGGAUCCAUCUGCUUCUAAUUUAAACUUCAUGGCAUUUUAUUAGUUAAAAGUCCCAGAUCAAGUUUUUACAGAUGUUUCCAACCAGAAAUUGAAUGUGUGUAUUUAAAAUUGUCUUCUGUAAAUAGAAAAGUAUUGAGAUGCAAGAUACAGAUUAAUCUUUACAGAAAAGUAAAUGUCUUCCAUGGAAUAAUUUUAUUUCUGAGUGGAGUAAAAAUUUCAACUCUUUCUAAGACAUAAAACACGGAUGAAGUGACACAAAAAUCAAAGCAUUCAGUCAACACUGGAAGCCUGCUACUGAAUUAAGGGCAUGAAAAGCUACUCCUUGAACAUUUAUAGAUGGCUAUCAUUUUCUGAGCUGGUACUUUCCUAUGUAUUUUUAUAAUAUCAUCUUACUUUCUAAUAGAAGUGACAAAAAUGUGGAAAUGCAAAUACAAAGGCCUAAGUGUAAUAUCAGAGAGAUUAAUUAUCUUGCCUUAGGAUUAACAGUUAAGUGUACAUGGCAUAUGAUUAUUUUAUUUAUUCCCUCUGCUUAUAUUUUUAUAUGUAUUAAGUCAAUAUUAAGUUUGAGUUGAAUGCUGGAGAUACAAACUGAAGAUAAGAACAGGAGAUAAAGAUCAUUUGAACACAAUUUUCUUAGACUCAUGGAAAAAGCCAUAGGUUUGAAAUUAGCAUGAUUCUGACUACAGAGUCCUCUAUGAAAAAUAUAUUGUCCUAAUACUAUAAGGAUCUGCAUAAUCUUGAUGAGAAGUCCAACAGUUUAUUAUUUCAAAGCCAGUUUUAUUGCUUAAUGCAAGCCAUGCAAAUCUCAUAAAUAGAAAACUAUAAAAACUGAGCCACAUUUUAGGAAAUGUAGGUGCCUUUUUAAAAAUUCACCCAUUUUUAAUUCUUAAAUAUUACUACAUGUUACCAAGCAAAAUCUCAAGGUGUUUUCAGAUAUCAUAACUCACAGAAUUGCAUUAGAAAGAGAGAAAUAUUAUCACAUUGUGAAUAAAUAUGACAGGAAUAUGUGAACUUGUUUUAUUUUUUCUGAACAUUAUGGAUAUUAGCUUAAGUAUUCUUGUAGAGGAUUUAAAUAUAUGGAACUCCUCAGCUUCUCAGAUUGACAAUUCACUGGUAUUUUAGGUUUGAAAUUUACAUAUACAGUUGGUGUACAUGCAAAAGAAGGAAGUGGUAGUUCUUAUAAUAUGCUUUUGUGUAGACUAACUAAGGAAGAGGAAGGGACCACCAAAAGGAGGAAUUAAAAAGAACAUUUCUUGGUUUCUUGGGCAUGCGAUAGUUCUGUAAUUAUAAAGUA